Messenger RNA from Centropristis striata (black sea bass), 5253 nucleotides. Its product is annotated as epsin-1-like. The record is from RefSeq and is a predicted model, not a curated record. Gene Ontology annotation, cellular component: plasma membrane; endosome; clathrin vesicle coat. Gene Ontology annotation, molecular function: phospholipid binding; clathrin binding. The transcript is spliced from 11 exons. Gene Ontology annotation, biological process: endocytosis. Lineage: Eukaryota; Metazoa; Chordata; Actinopteri; Perciformes; Serranidae. The coding region runs from base 301 to 3309 and encodes 1002 amino acids.
AAUAAUAAAUGUAAUAAAAUAAUAAUAAAUAAAUAAAAGGAUCGUGAGGGGGCGUGGCCUGGCAGGUGCUGGAAACUGCGGAAGCGGAAACCGUCCUGUCGUCUCCUCGAAGAUUCCUGAAGAUCUACUCAGGCUGCAGGAUCUGGUUUCUGUCAUCAGUGCAGUCAGGAGGAAGAGAGAGCAGCAGGAUGUACACUCACUGAGCCAGCACUCAAGACACGUAAACAUAAGUCUCUGACAGCACAGACUGUACUAAAGAUCACGGUGGUUUGAUUCCCCACCCCCCACCUCCCAGACACCAUGACGUCCUCUAUGCUCCGCCGACAGCUCAAGAACCUGGUCCAGAACUACUCUGAGGCCGAGGUCAAGGUGAGAGAGGCGACGUCUAAUGACCCAUGGGGCCCGUCCAGCUCUCAGAUGGCUGACAUCUCUGAUUUGACCUACAAUGUGGUGGCCUGCAACGAGAUCAUGACGAUGCUCUGGAAACGCCUGAAAGACGACAAGAACUGGAGACACAUCCACAAGUCCUUGACACUGCUGGAGUACCUGUUAAAAACAGGUGACGAUCGUGUGCUUCUGAAAAUGAAAGACAACAUCUACAUCGUCAAAGCCCUCACCGAGUACCGCUUUGUAGAAAAGGAUGGCAAAGAUCAGGGUUCUAACGUGAGAGAGAAGGCCAAGGUUGUCCUUGUUCUUAUGGAGGACGAUGAUAAACUAAAGGAAGAGAGAGAUUUUGCUGUCAAGACCAGAGAGAAGACGUCAAAAAGUGCUGCUGCCUCAUCCGUUGACGCCAUCAAGGAUCCCAACUACAAGCCAUGCUACGUUGCCGGUAGUUCAGGGCUUCCAUCCUUAGACAACAUACCCUCAGUGGCCGACUUGACAGCUUCUUUCGCUGCCCGCAAAGAGGAGCGUCUUAAACAGGAAGCUGAGAAGAAGGAAACAGAGAGGAGGGCCAAGUUGAGUGAAGACGAGUUGAAAUGGGAGGAUGCCGGCAAAGGCGGUGAAGUUCAAAGUGCUUGGGGAGAAGAUAAAGCAGAGGAGGAGAAGGAGGAGGUGAAAACAGACGCAUGGGGAGCACCCAAAGAACCUAAAGAGGCCACAGAUCCAUGGGGCACACCUGCAAAACCUGACACAACUGACACAGAAGCCAGCAGCGAUCCUUGGGGGGCUCCAACUAAAACUGAGGAAGAUCCAUUUUCUGCACCAAAAACAGAUGAAGAUUCAUUUGAUGCACCAAAGAAUGGAGAAGAUCCUUUUGCAGCUCCAAAAGAUGAACCCGAUCCAUUUAGUGCAUCAAAAGAUGAUCCGUUCAAAGCGCCAAAAGAUAGUUCAGACCCUUUCACUGCACCCAAAGACAAGGAAGAUCCAUUUGCUGCUCCAAAAAAUAAACCAGAUCCCUUCAGUGCAUCAAAAGAUGAUCCAUUCAAAGCCCCAAAAGAUGAUCCAUUCAAAGCCCCAAAAGAUGAUCCAUUCAAAGCCCCAAAAGAUGAUCCAUUCAAUGCCCCUAAAGAUGAUCCAUUCAAUUCAGCAAAAGACGAUCCAUUCAAUGCCCCUAAAGAUGAUCCAUUCAAUGCCCCUAAAGAUGAUCCAUUCAAAGCCCCUAAAGGUGAUCCAUUCAACGCCCCAAAAGAUGAUCCAUUCAAUACGCCGAAAGAUGAUCCAUUCAAUACACCGAAAGAUGAUCCAUUUAAUGCUCCAAAGGAUGAUCCUUUUAAUACUCCGAAAGAUGAUCCAUUCAACACCCCGAAAGAUGAUCCAUUCGGUGCUCCAAAAGACGAUCAGUUUGAUGCUCCAAAGGCAGAUCCUUUUAGUGCCCCGAAUGAUGAUCCCUUUACCGCACCAGCAUCAACGCCCCCUAAAGAAGACCCAUUCGCAGCAUCAUCUAAAGACGACCCCUUCACUGCUUCCUCACCACCACCUAAGGAAGAUCCUUUCUCUGCACCAGAUAAACUUGCCCAAGACGACCCUUUUGGUGCACCAACAACAACACCACCAAAAGAAGAUCCUUUCUCUGCUCCAUCCAAACCUACAAAAGAGGACCCCUUUGCUGCUCCAACAUCACCACUCAAAGAGGAUCCAUUCUCUGCAUCAUCUAAAGCUACAAAAGACGACCCUUUCGCUGCACCAACAACACCCCCGAAAGAGGACCCAUUCACAGCGCCAACUAGUCCACCAAAAGAUGAUGCCUCGGAUCCCUUCAGUGCCCCUCCGCUGAGCUCGCCCCAAGGCAGUGCAGAUGCGUGGGGAGCCCCUGCUAGCUCUCCACCGGCCACCGCAUCAGAUGCCUGGGGGGCACCAUCUCCUCCAAAAGAAACAAAGGGCAGAGAUCCCUGGGGGGCUGGGAAAAGUGCCUCCUCACCUGUUGAUAAUUCGGAUCCAUUUGGAGAUGCAUCCAAAGUGGACGAUGACCCAUGGGGAGCUCCAGCCGCAGCUCCAGUUAGCACAGAUGAUGCGUGGGGUUCACCUGCUCCCCCCUUAGACUCGCCCGCCUCUAGUGACCCCUUUGGAGACGGAGCAUCUAAAAAAAGUGAUCCUUGGGGUGCAUCAAACAACGCAUCUAGCAAUGGAACAGAACUGGACCUUUAUUGUAUUUCAGGAAAGCGAACAGCGCAGGACGAGAAGAUGUACAGAAAGACUGCUUCGUUUCUGGGCUCCGCGGGGGCGUCGCUUGUUGACUUGGACGAUCUAUUUUCUUCUAACCCCAAACCCCAGCUGCGCCCCCUCGCCAACACGCUCGUUGCCCAGACACAAGCCAUCGGCGCUUUCAAAGCCCGGGGCUUGACAUGUGGCCCUGUGGUCAGAUCAGGGGCCAUUCCUGACACAUCAUACUGCAGCCCUUUCGGCCCCACCCUUGCUCCCUCCUUUGGUGCACCUUCUUCCACUUUUGGAGCCACUAAUCCUUCAAGUGAAACUCCCCGAUUUCAGCCGCCAUCCCACACCAUGGGAGCAUCUCAUUCUGGCUUAAAUAUGCUUCAGGCAGCUCAGAAGGCUCCUCUGGGUUCAGGAACUGGAAUGGUACAGUCUGUUUCUGUGGGAGGGGGUCCACAAACUGGACUUAACAUGACCCACGCCUUCGGAGGAGUGGGGAUGGUGCAGUCUGGAUCUCUGUUGGGGAAUCCUGUGGCGGACCCCGUCUUCUUGGGAAUGGGUCAGUCCAGUUUCUAUGGAGGGAAUCACCAAACAGGAGUGGCUCACCCGGGAGGAUCCAUUUCCCAGGCCGGCGGGGGAAUCCCCUUCCAGCCACAGUUCCUCUCAGGCAGCAGCUCGGGUGAGACUGUGAACAAAAACACCAAUCCAUUCCUCUUCUGAAGACUUGACAUGUAAUCUUUUCUGUCAGAUACAUGUUGUAAUAAAAGACCAUACAGGGUGGUUUUAUAUGUUUUAGCCUUCUAUAUGUAAAUGUUGCAGCCAUUUUCCAAAACAGCAUGAAGAUUUUAGACUGCUUACCUGUGCAUCUUCCAGGCUGCCACUGGUUCCAGUUACCCUCAUCAUGUUCCAUUAUGGUUUUGUCAAUCUAAAGAUAUAAUAAAAUGAUAUUUUUAUACUUUUAGGGACUCUUGAGGGAACUUGCAAGACUUGUGAAAGAAAAUGUGAAAAACAUAAAUUUGGCUUUUUCUUGAAUUGAAGCAAUACUUCACCCUUAAAAUGACCAUUUAUAUGUCAAUUAUUCGCCCUUUGUUUUUCUUGUAUGCUUUCAUGGAGAAUCCAAGAAAAUCCUAAUCCAUAAAUCGUUGAUGAACAGCAAAAAUAUAUAUUUUAACAUCCGUUUACAAACUCUCACACAAAUCUUACUAUUUAUAACACUCUCUCCACUGUGAAAAGUGGUAAGAGUGUUGUAAAAAGUAUUUUAGUGGAUGUAAACAGAUUAUUUAAUAUUGUUUUUCUGUCUUUAAAUGUGGCCACAUUGACUUUAAUUCAGCAAGGAUUUAUUCUGUUUUCUUGUCUUUCUUCACAGUGGAGGAAUGAGAGAAUUACAAUAAUUGAAGGUUACCCUGGAUGAAUAAUAGUUAUACAAAUGGUCAUAUUCAGGGUGAAGUAUUACUUUAAAAACUUUCUUUUGAGAAGCGUGAAGAGUUUAAAAACUCUGUAGAGGACAGAAACUGAUUCAGUGGUGAGAGUCUCUGCUCCCCACUGAAUUAACAUCAAAUAACUUUUACAAAUUACUUACAUUUUGUCAAAUUACUUUGACAAAAAUAAAUGUUUUCACUGGUUGACUGAUAUCAGUGGCAGCCUGUUUGGUAGUUAACAGUAUAAACAUUUCAUGGAUAAUUAAAAAACAUGUUACUGGGCUAAAACAUGAUAAACCACUUGUAUGAUCCUUUAAUCAAACCCUUCAGCUCCUCAGCUUUCAUUUACCUCCCCUUGUCCAAUUCACAUAAUAGCCAUGGUUUAAAUAUAUGCAGUAUAAUGCACACAAAAUAUGUCAGAAUUGACUUAUUGAAUCAAAUCUAUUGGACCAGCCAUUUUCACGCACAAGUCUGAGAAACAGAGAGAAUUCCUGUUGAUGUGAGUGAUGUUUGGACCUGUUAAACAUUGACGGAAUCGAUCGGGGGAAAGACGUCACUGUAGGUUUUCAUUGAGUGUGUAUGUGUUUGUACAAGGCGGAGUGUGUGUGUGUGUGUGUGUGUGUGUAACCUGUAUGCACGCAGUGUGUGUGUAUGCAGUAUAUAUCGUGCUGAUGUAAAUAGUGGAAGUAAUCACAGUAAAAACCUGGAAAUAUGCUGUAUAUUAGAGUGUUACAAUCAUGAAUAACUAUUUAUUGAUCUAUUUAUUGAUUGAUUAAUUAUUAAUUCAACAACGGCCUCCAACAGAGAUCAGUUCAGGUUAGUUUUCCGUUUGCGUAAUCAGGUCAACCACAUGUAGGGCUGCAACUAAUGAUUUAAUUAUCAAUUAAUCUGAGGGUUAUUUUUGAUAAUAAUUGUUUAAAAUGAAGGAAAAAUGUCCAUUUCAGCCUCUCAAAUUUAAGGUGAUGUCUUUAAAUGUCUUGUUUUGUCAGUUGAAAACCCCAAAUGUUAAGUUUGAUGUGAUAUAAAACAGAGAAAAGCAGGAAUUCUCCAUUUUUGAGAGGUUGAAAAUGACAUUUCUGCCAUUUUUGCAUGAAAAAUUACUUAUAAUUCAACUAAAAUACUUGCAGAUUAUCAAUGAAUCUAUUAGUCGACUGUUGGUUGCAGCUCUAAUCAUGUAAUUUGCUUUAAUCUAAUUCAGCUUUUCAGACAUUUCAUUAUUGAUCGACUCAGUAACUGCUGGUGGCUU